Molecule: messenger RNA, 2064 nt
Organism: Morus notabilis
Lineage: Eukaryota; Viridiplantae; Streptophyta; Magnoliopsida; Rosales; Moraceae
Product: protein disulfide isomerase-like 1-6
Exons: 12
Coding region: 137-1753 (538 amino acids)
Biological process (GO): protein folding; response to endoplasmic reticulum stress
Cellular component (GO): endoplasmic reticulum
Molecular function (GO): protein disulfide isomerase activity
Source: RefSeq, a predicted model, not a curated record
AAGACUCUCAAACAAACCCACGACCUUGCCUUGCCACAUUAAUUAACACACACACACACACACACACAGAGACAGUGCAGAUCUCAUAAGAUCCGCAAGUGCUGCUCUUCCCUCUGCAAAAUCCUCACAAACCGCCAUGUCCAGGACAAAACCCACCUCCAGAUUCAUAAUCUUCUCCACCCUCACCCUUCUCUUACUAUUCACUCUCUCCUCCUCCGUCCUAUCUUCCGAGCCCGUCAAUGGCGACGACGAAGACUCGGAGGGCAUCGAGGAAUUACUGGCAUUGGACGAACAAGCAGACCAAGAAGAAGAACAGCAAGAGCAGGGAGUUAGAUCCUCGGAAGCCGAGCUCUUGACGAAAGCGCAGAGAAUUGUGGUUGAGCUUAACGGGGAUAACACGAAGAGGGUCGUCGAAGGGAAUGAGUUCGUUCUGGUUCUGGGUUACGCGCCAUGGUGCCCGAGAAGCGCCGAGCUCAUGCCUCAAUUCGCACAGGCCGCGACUUCGCUCAAGGAAUUGGGGAGUCCCCUUUUGAUGGCCAAGCUUGACGCCGAUCGAUAUCCCAAAGCCGCUUCGCUUCUUCAGAUCAAAGGGUUUCCCACUUUGCUUCUCUUCGUUAAUGGCACUUCUCUAAUCUACUCCGGUGGAUUUUCUGCGGAAGAAAUAGUGAUAUGGGCAAGGAAAAAGACUGGUGUGCCUGUGACUAGAAUAAACUCUGUGGCCGAGGCAGAAGGAGUUGUCAAGAAGUACCAUACAUUUGCAAUUGGUUUCUUCGAAAAUUUCAAGGGACCUGAUUAUGAGGAAUUUGUGAAGGCGGCAAUUGCUGACAAUGAAAUUCUGUUUAUUGAGGUUAACAACAUUGAGGUUGCCAAAGUUCUGUUCCCUGAUAUUAAGGCCACCAAAAGUUUCUUUGGUAUUGUCAAAAGUGAGCCAGAAAGAUACACGGCAUUUGAAGGGACCACAUUUGAAAAGGAUAAAUUGUUGCAGUUUUUAGAGUACAACAAGUUUCCAUUAGUUACUAAACUGACGGAGAUAAAUUCUGUCAAAGUUUAUUCCAGUCCUGUUAAGCUUCAGGUUAUUGUUUUUGCAGAGGAGGAUAGCUUCCAAAAACUUCUUGAGCCUCUCCAAGAUGUUGCAAGAAAGUUCAAGUCAAAGAUAUUGUUUAUAUAUAUCGACAUCUCAGAUGAAAACCUUGCAAAGCCCUUUUUAACCUUAUAUGGGAUUGAAGAAUCAAAGGACACUGUGGUGACUGCUUUUGAUAAUCAUAUGAGCUCCAAGUUUCUCCUAGAGUUAGAUCCAACACCAAGCAACAUAAAGGACUUCUGCUCUAGGCUUCUGGAUGGUACUCCUGCUCCGUACUUCAAAUCACAGCCCAUCCCUGAUAAUACAGAUGCGACUAUCCAGGUCAUUGUGGGAAAAACAUUUGAAGAUUUGGUCUUGAAUAGUCCGAAAAACGUUCUUCUGGAGGUAUUCACACCAUGGUGCAUCAAUUGUGAGACCACAAGCAAGCAAGUAGAGAAGUUAGCUAAGCACUUCAGAGGUUCAGAUCUAGUAUUUGCAAGAUUUGAUGCUGCAAUGAAUGAGCAUCCGAAGCUGCAUAUGCAGGUUGUUGACUAUCCUUCACUCUUGUUCUACAAAGCUGGUGAUAAAACGAAUCCGAUCAAACUUUCUACGAAAUCCAGCUUGAAGGACUUGGCGGGAUCCAUCAACAAACACUUGAAAGCCAGAGAUAAAGUCACAAAAGAUGAACUAUAGAAAAUUAUACUCAUUAGUAUAUAUUUACUGCUAAGAAUUUGAUAUGAGAAAAGAUAGUGAGCUAAUUCUGUAGCGAAAAAAAGAGUGUAAAAAGGAAAAGGAUCAAUAUAACAAGGAAACUCAAACAUGCUUGAGGACCUUGGUCAAGUUUUUUCGACAAAAGCAUCAUCACAUCCACUGCCUUGUCCUUUCUUUCUUUCGUUCUUUCUGUUUCCUUUGUUGGUGGACGUUAGAUCAAAACCAACAUUUUUUCAGCAUCUAUAUCCGAUUCAAUUAUGUAAUAAGAAUUGGGAAAAUGAGAAAAAUACUUG